Mucor mucedo is the source of this 1473-nucleotide messenger RNA. RefSeq lists its product as uncharacterized. The transcript is spliced from 3 exons. The record is from RefSeq and is a predicted model, not a curated record. NCBI's taxonomy places the organism in Eukaryota, Fungi, Mucoromycota, Mucoromycetes, Mucorales, Mucoraceae. Bases 428 to 1426 code for a protein of 332 amino acids.
CUUCUGAUAAUUUUUUACGACUUCCUCUUUUUCCUAAAACUAUCAUAAAAAGUAAACAUGGAUCCGAGCAAUGACGAACAGAAUGAUACAACCAACCUAUACAUUACUCUGAAUCUAACCAAAGCUGCAACCCCAGAAGAGAUUAAAAAGGUUUGUGAUCUCUCUCUUUUUCAUUCGUAUUCUUCGUUGAAUAAGAGUUAUUGAUUGCAACUGGUUUAUCUAGGCUUACAGGAAAUUAGCUUUACGAUAUCAUCCCGAUAAGAAUCCAAACUGUGAAGAUCAGUUUCGAACCGUGAAUCAUGCGUAUGAGGUAGAAUGUCACAUUAUACGAAAGACGGGAAAAAGCUGCUAAUGCUUUAUAGAACAGAUUCUUUCCGAUCCGCAAAAGAGACGUAUUUAUGAUCGUUAUGGUUCGGUUGGGCUGAAUAUGGCUGAUACAAUGGGAGGAGCCAUGUUUUUAGACCCGGAGGUGGAAGCCAUGGUAUUAGCCUUCUUUUGCUUAAUAUCCAUCAUGCUUGUGUCCAUCUUGGUUUGGUUAAUUUUGAUUUGUUUGAGAGUGGAUGCUAGUAUCAGUUGGCCAUGGUCUGUUGUAUUUAUACCAUUAUGGAUUGUGGAUGGGUUGAUAUUAUGGGCCACAAUCUAUCGCAUUAAAAACUACGACCCAGUCAAAAAUGAUGAAUUAAAUCAUAGACAACAACAUGAGCAAGCGGAGGAGGAAGAGGAUGAAGGAAAUGAACAGGACGGAUUAUUAGGUGGACAACAACAAACCACAUCAAAGAAGCAGCAUAUUUACAAUCAAUUUAUACCAUUUAUUCAAUGCUGCUUCGUUCUGAUAUUCCAGGUGUUAAUUGUGUUACGUCUGGAUCACCAUUUCCCAUAUUCUGUAGUAUACGUAUUUUUACCAUUUUAUGCUUAUGAAGUCAUCAAUACGAUCAAAAAUGGAAGAAAUGGAUGGUUAACGAGAAGUGUGCUUGUUAUACAAAUGACCUUCAUACUGUUGCAGCUGUUGUAUAUCAAAAAAGAAUAUACAUGGUUUAUUGUGUUUAUACCAAUCUAUUGUCUGGGAGUAUUCUUCACCGUGAAACUAUAUAGACAAUACAAGAAAUUCGCCAACUACCCAACACGACAGGAAGCUCAACAAGGACAAAUGCUUAUCACCAUUGCAUCCGUGAUUUAUGCUAUUCUCUCUGCAUUAUUUUACACUGUACUGGCCCUGAUUGCAAGACGAUUGGAUGGUUCGUCUCAUGUUAAAUUAAGUGUGAUCCUUAUUCCUGUCUUUAUCAUACUGAGUGUGUUGUUAUGUUGCACGGGCUGCUGUUUCCCAUGUAUGUUGGUUGCAUCGUCCUUACCAACGGAGGAUACGGAGGAGAAUCUUCAACAACAAGGUCCCACUUUGGUUAAUUCGAACCGAAGAAUUACAGAAUAAUCUUGGCGUUACAAAUAAUAAAAAUAGUUCCCAUUCUAAAUAUAAAU